CUCGGGAGGCAAAGGCGGGAGGAUCGCUGGAGCCCAGGAGGUCGAGGCUGCAGUGAGCUACGGUCGCGUCACUGCACUCUGGCCUCGGCGAGGGUAAGACCCCCCACCAAAAAAAAGUAUAGGAGUCAGGCAACUGGCUAUCUGGAAGACAGCACCCCAGCACGAGGAGGCGGGGUGUGGAGAAGACCUUGAAAGGCAGGGUGCCUGAUAGGGGAGUAUGACAAUGUGGAGUUUGGGAGGGAAAGCAGGUGGGAUCAGACUGGGGGAGGCUUCCCCAAAUGUAAAAGGGACGAAGGGGCUUGGGGAAGAGCUGCUUCCCCAAAUGUAAAAGGGACGAAGGGGCUUGGGGAAGAGCUCUAGAGUGCCCCCGAGCUCCUUCUAGAUCAACGACUCCAGGAUGGGUGGGUGCCCGUGCUCCGCCCAACCUGCCCGGGCCCCGGCAGUGGAGCACGGCGCCACCACACUGGCGCUCCGCCGCCCAGAGCCACCCUGCCGCCGCUCGCCCCCGCCGGCGGCACAGAAACGAUGGCAGCCACCCAGGUCAGUGAGCGAUGGCAGGUGCGGGGCGGGAACCGAGCCCUAAGCUGCAACCAGAACCGAGCACGCACAGAGCGGCGCAGACCCAAUUCCCAGAUUCUACGCACAGCGGCGUUUCGCGAGGAGAGGGGCAAGCACCUCGGGUUGCCCAGCCUAGGGCGAGGCCAGGUGCGGCGGCCAGGGCGACCGGCGCAAGGCCUGCGGGGAUUACGUAAUGGCGUAAGGGGCGGGGAUGGAGGCGGGGCCGGACUGUUCUCGGCGAUACGUAAGGAAACGGGACCGAGGGCGGAGAAUCAGGCGAUGGGGGCGGGGAGAGGGCGGGGCUCAAGCCGGAACUGGACGGGGCUGAAGACGGAAAUGGGCGGGGCUCCGAGCGAGGGCGGGAAAAGUAGCGCUGGCAGGACGUACCUUGUGAGAUGCGAGCCGGACAACAGCUUGCAAGCAUGCUCCGCUGGACCCGAGCCUGGAGGCUCCCGCGUGAGGGACUCGGCCCCCACGGCCCUAGCUUCGCGAGGGUGCCUGUCGCACCCAGCAGCAGCAGCGGCGGCCGAGGGGGCGCCGAGCCGAGGCCGCUUCCGCUUUCCUACAGGCUUCUGGACGGGGAGGCAGCCCUCCCGGCCGUCGUCUUUUUGCACGGGCUCUUCGGCAGCAAAACUAAUUUCAACUCCAUCGCCAAGAUCUUGGCCCAGCAGACAGGCCGUAGGGUGCUGACGGUGGAUGCCCGUAACCACGGUGACAGCCCCCACAGCCCAGACAUGAGCUACGAGAUCAUGAGCCAGGACCUGCAGGACCUUCUGCCCCAGCUGGGCCUGGUGCCCUGCGUCGUCGUUGGCCACAGCAUGGGAGGGAAGACAGCCAUGCUGCUGGCACUACAGAGGCCAGAGCUGGUGGAACGUCUCAUUGCUGUAGAUAUCAGCCCAGUGGAAAGCACAGGUGUCUCCCACUUUGCAACCUACGUGGCAGCCAUGAGGGCCAUCAGCAUCCCAGAUGAGCUGCCCCGCUCCCGUGCCCGAAAACUGGCGGAUGAACAGCUCAGUUCUGUCGUCCAGGACAUGGCCGUGCGGCAGCACCUGCUCACCAACCUGGUAGAGGUAGACGGGCGCUUCGUGUGGAGGGUGAACUUGGAUGCCCUGGCCCAGCACCUAGACAAGCUCUUGGCUUUCCCACAGAGGCAGGAGUCCUACCUCGGACCAACACUCUUUCUCCGUGGUAGAAACUCCCAAUUCGUGCAUCCCAGCCACCACCCUGAGAUUAUGCGGCUCUUCCCUCGGGCCCAGAUACAGACGGUGCCGAACGCUGGCCACUGGAUCCACGCUGACUGCCCACAAGACUUCAUAGCUGCCAUCCGAGGCUUCCUGGUCUAAGAGUUGCUGGCAAGAAGGUGGCCGGGCGUGGUGGCUCAUGCCUGUAAUUCCAGCACUUUGGGAGGCUGAGGCGGGAGGAUCACUUGAGGCCAGGAGUUCGAGACCAGCCUGGCCAACAUGGUGAAACCCCGCCUCUACUAAAAAUACAAAAAUUAGCCUGGCGUGGUGGUGCACACCUGUAAUCCCAGCUACUCAGGAGGCUGAGGCAGGGGAAUCACUUGAACCCGGGAGGCAGAGGUUGCAAUGAGCCGAGAUCACACCACUACACUCCAGCCUAGGCAACAGAGCGAGACUCUCUCAAAAAAACCAAAACAAAACAAAGAGGAGGCACAAAACCCUAGGCUUCAAGUCCCUGCAGCCUGCUCCACAUUUGGGCACAGAAGGACUCAGAUGGGCACUGAGUGGGCACGAAGUUUUACAGGGGUGGUCAGACCUCAGGCUUUAAUGAAUAAAGACACUACUCCCAAA
Messenger RNA from Pongo pygmaeus (Bornean orangutan), 2369 nucleotides. RefSeq names its product abhydrolase domain containing 11 (gene ABHD11). Lineage: Eukaryota; Metazoa; Chordata; Mammalia; Primates; Hominidae. Gene Ontology annotation, cellular component: mitochondrion. Gene Ontology annotation, biological process: lipid metabolic process. The coding region runs from base 954 to 1901 and encodes 315 amino acids. The transcript has 6 exons. Gene Ontology annotation, molecular function: carboxylic ester hydrolase activity. The record is from RefSeq and is a predicted model, not a curated record.